AUGGCGGCGACUUCAUUGUCAGUUGAGAAGACCACCACUGGUAGACUCGAAAUCGAGCUUUCUGAAGUCGAAAUGCCUAGACUUAUGUCUUGUCGUACUGAAUUUGGUCCUUCUCAACCUUUUAAAGGUGCUAAGAUGACUGGAUCUCUUCAUAUGACUAUUCAAACUACUGUUCUUAUUGAGACUCAUAUGGCUCUUGUUGUUGAAGUUCGUUGGCGUUCUUGCUACUUCUUCUCUACCCAGAUCUUAAAUGGGGUUUUCUUGUUUGAGGAUGAUGUAUGGAUUGAGAUAGCCAAGUACCUAGAUGGAAGGUCUCUGGUGAUGCUUGCCACUACCUGCAAAUGGUUCUACAAUACUCUAUUAGCAAAAUGCGUGUGGAAAUAUGCCAAUUUACGUGAUCUAGCAGUUUCUGGUCAAGGAAAUGUCUCUUUUAGCUGGAAAAAACUAUAUGGUUAG
Molecule: messenger RNA, 456 nt
Organism: Chenopodium quinoa (quinoa)
Lineage: Eukaryota; Viridiplantae; Streptophyta; Magnoliopsida; Caryophyllales; Amaranthaceae
Product: adenosylhomocysteinase-like
Exons: 3
Coding region: 1-456 (151 amino acids)
Biological process (GO): L-methionine cycle
Cellular component (GO): cytosol
Molecular function (GO): protein binding; adenosylhomocysteinase activity
Source: RefSeq, a predicted model, not a curated record